AUGCAAUACGCCCAUGGCAUGCAGCAGCCCAUGAACCCUCCUCCGGGUUACGGCAUGCAACCCCAACAACAUAUGCCCGUCCCGCCCGGCAUGCAGCCGCAGUCCCAGUACCGAAACCCCGCCGUCGAGGUCGAGGGCGCGAAUCGCAACAAAGCCCAGCUCAUCGUCGGUAUUGACUUCGGAACAACCUUCUCCGGUGUCGCCUUUGCCUUUGCGACCAACAACGAGGCCCGAGAAGACAUCAUCACGGAAUGGCCCGGAGCUGGAACCCAUACGAAACAGAAGAUCCCUACCGUCCUCUACUACGACCAGUACCAAAAAGUGGUGGGCUGGGGCCCAGAUAUCGCCGAUGCGCUCGCGCCUACAGGAUACCCGAAACCCGGCGUGCAGAAGGUAGAGUGGUUCAAGCUACAAUUGAUGCUCUCCGGGAAUACCUACAUCGACCCCAUCAACCUUCCCCCGCUUCCUCCGGGCAAGUCAGAGAUAGAUGUGGCUGCCGACUAUCUCUUCAAAUUGCGUCAGGCAAUGCGCGCGCAACUGCAGAAAACACUAGGUGAGGUGUUUACUCGCGAGGAGCGCAACAUCCGCUACUAUCUCACCGUGCCGGCCAUUUGGAACGAUGCCGGAAAGGCUGCCACCCGUGCUGCUGCCAUUCAGGCUGGCUUCCUGCGCGAUGAGAAUGACAAUCGUCUGACCCUUGUCUCGGAACCUGAGGCUGCUGCUCUCUUCUGUGCCAAGACCGGACUUUUGAACCUGAAGAUCGGAGACGCCAUUCUGAUCGUGGAUUGCGGUGGCGGUACGGUGGAUCUGAUCGCUUACGAGGUCGAAGAGGAGCAGCCAUUCAGUGUGAUGGAGUGUACUGCUGGAUCCGGUGACUCUUGUGGUUCAACCGCGCUCAACCGAAAUUUCAGCAACAUCCUGCGCGCUAAGAUUCGCAAGAUGAAGCUUCCUGACGGCUCCCGAACGGCAGGCAAGGUGUACGCCAAAUGUAUCAUGGAUUUCGAGAACCGUAUCAAGGCAGACUUCCGUAACAACGGGCAAAAAUGGGCAGUCGAUGUCGGCAUUGAGGCUGACUUCCCCGAUGCGGGCAUUGAGGAGGGUUACAUGACUUUCACGAACGAGGAGAUUCUUCAGUGCUUCGAGCCCGUCGUGAACCGCAUUCUCGAGCUGGUGCGCAACCAGAUCAUCGCCAUCCAAGCACAGAACCGCUUGCUCCAGAACGUCCUAGUUGUCGGUGGUUUCGGUGCGUCAGAGUACCUCUUCCAACAGAUCAAGCUCCACGUCCCUCCCCAGUAUCAGACCAAGGUCGUUCGUCCCAUGGACUCUGUUGCCGCCAUCGUCAAGGGUGCAGUUACAGCAGGUAUCACCGAGCGGGUAAUCACCCACCGUGUCGCCCGUCGACACUACUUGAUGGCCACUCUCCAGCCAUUCAAGGAGGGAUACCACCCCGAACAAUAUCGAGUACCCAGUCUUGACGGUCGUGACCGCUGCAAAUACACCCGUCAGAUUUUCGUCCAGAAGGGCGAGCGUGUCAAGAUUGGUGAGCCUGUCAAAGUCAGCUUCUUCCGCCAAGUGGCCCCCGGCGCUACCCUCAUGUACGAGGAUGUGUUGUAUGCCUGCGAUGAAGAUGUAUGCCCAGAAUACACCAAGGACCCACGCAUCAAGGAAGUCGUCACCCUCACCUCAGACCUUUCUCGCAAAAACCUUGAGACCGACUUCGAGCGUAUGGACACACCGCAGGGUGUCUUCUACCGCGUGUACUUUGACAUCUACCUCACCCUUGACGGUAGUGAGUUCAGCGCCGAGCUAGUCUGCCAAAAUGAGAUCAUGGGUCGCUGCCGGGCGAAGUUCCGGUAA
This is a messenger RNA of Penicillium atrosanguineum, 1857 nucleotides long. Its product is annotated as Hsp70 family protein. The coding region runs from base 1 to 1857 and encodes 618 amino acids. The transcript has 3 exons. Lineage: Eukaryota; Fungi; Ascomycota; Eurotiomycetes; Eurotiales; Aspergillaceae. The record is from RefSeq and is a predicted model, not a curated record. Gene Ontology annotation, molecular function: ATP-dependent protein folding chaperone; ATP binding.